UAGGAAAGGGAAAGCACAAAGCAGAGUAUGAGGACCCCGACCAUUGUUCUUAGUAUUCUUGUAAUCUUUCUUUCUUCAUUUCAUUCAUUUCCCUCGUAGGGAGUAGAGGAUGAUGGAGGAGGAGAGUCUAGACUAUGUGCUGGUACCUAUGGGCAUGUUGGUGAUGGCUAUAUACCACUCUUGGCUUCUUUUCACCAUUCUCAAAUAUCCUCGCCGCACUGUCAUUGGCAUCAAUGCUGAAUCCCGCCAUCAAUGGGUCCAUGCAAUGAUGACUGAUUCCCUGAAGAAUGGUGUCUUGGCAGUUCAAACAAUACGCAACAGCAUAAUGGCAUCUACACUUCUAGCAACAACAGCAAUCACUCUUAGUUCAUUGAUCAGUGUGUUUGUGAGUAGCACAUCAAACUCUGGCAACACAACCUCAAAGCUAGUAUAUGGAAAUAAGAGUUCCAUUGUUUCUUCAAUAAAGUAUUUCUCUAUUCUGCUGUGCUUCCUUGUUGCCUUUCUUUGCAAUGUGCAGUCAAUCAGAUACUAUGCUCAUGUUAGCUUCUUGGCUACUGUACCUACAUCAGUACGCAAAAAGGACUCCAUUGAAUAUGUUGCUAGAAACUUGAAUCGAGGAAGCUUCUUUUGGUCACUUGGAUUGCGUGCUUUUUAUGUGUCCUUCCCUCUGUUUCUAUGGAUCUUUGGGCCAAUACCCAUGUUUGUGUGCUGCUUAAUGAUGUCAUUUGUUCUUUAUUUUCUGGACACAACUUCUAGUUUUACGCGGCGUCUGCACACUCACUCGUUCAGAGUGGAAAUGAAAACUGAUGAUGUAGAAUCAGCUGUUUCUUCCUAAGAGCCUUUGAGGAUAGAAUGUACUGAUAAUCCCCGUAAGUGCUCUUAACAAUCUUAUUAUAGGAUGAAUGUCGGCUCAAACUCUGAUUACCAACUUGUCUUGUAUAUAUAUUUAAUAUCACCAGGGUUCUUUUAUUUAUUUAUUUA
Molecule: messenger RNA, 981 nt
Organism: Hevea brasiliensis (rubber tree)
Lineage: Eukaryota; Viridiplantae; Streptophyta; Magnoliopsida; Malpighiales; Euphorbiaceae
Exons: 2
Coding region: 110-835 (241 amino acids)
Source: RefSeq, a predicted model, not a curated record